AUGUUUGGGAAGAAGUACUUCGGCUUCAGGGGUCGAUCCCUGAACCUGGCGAUCAGUUCGCUGGGGAGUUUGGAUUUCCUGCUUUUUGGAUACGACCAGGGCGUCACAGGAGGGCUGCUCGAGCUCCCUUCAUUCUACAAGUAUUUCCCGGAAAUCACUCAAGACCUAUGCCCUCAAGACGAGAAUCUUGCCGCCUGCGAGUCGCAGCGCAGUACCAACCAGGGCAUCGCGGUCGCCUCGUACAAUCUCGGCUGUUUCCUUGGAGCUAUCUUGACGGUCUUUAUCGGUAAUGCAAUCGGCCGUCGCAGGACUAUUUUCUGCGGCUGCGUGACUAUGACGACUGGCGCCAUCCUGCAAUGCACCGCCUACAGCCUUCCUCACUGGAUUGUCGGGCGUAUCGUAACUGGAAUCGGGAACGGCAUGAACACGAGUACAGUUCCGACCUGGCAGUCCGAGUCUUCCAAAGCGCACGAUCGUGGAAAGCUAGUUAUGAUCGAGGGUAUGCUGAUUACCGGCGGAAUCUGUCUGAGCUACUGGAUCAACUACGGUUUUGCCUUUCUCCCCGACCAUGAAGUCUCAUGGCGCUUCCCCAUCGCCUUCCAGAUCGUGUUCGCCGUGACCAUCUUCAUCUCCAUCAUGAACCUCCCCGAGUCCCCGCGCUGGCUGGUCAUGAAAGGUCGCGACGACGAAGCGGUCGAGAUCCUGUCGCUGCUGAACGAGAAGCCCAUCGAGGACCCCUACAUCCAGAACGAACUGCAGUCGAUCAAGGAGACCGUUAUUGAGAUGAACAAGGGAUCCUUCAGCAGUCUGUUCAAGAUGAGCGAGUACCGUGAAUUCCACCGUGUCGCGCUUGCCUACGUCAACCAGAUGUUCCAGCAGAUUUCGGGCAUCAACCUCAUUACCUACUAUGCCCCAAAUAUCUACACAGACAUUGGUCUCGGAGGCGGCAACACCGCAAAGCUCAUGGCCGCCGCCAACGGUACCGAGUACCUCCUCGCCGCGUUCAUCCCCAUCUUCAUCAUUGAGAAAGUCGGCCGUCGCCCUCUGAUGCUCUUCGGUGCCGCCGGCAUGUCCAUCUCAAUGGCAAUCUUGGCGGGUACACACUACCACCGCGUAGCCUACGACAGCACCCAAGCGGGUAUCGCGCAAGCUGUCUUCCUCUUCGUAUUCAACACCUUCUUCGCCAUUGGUUGGCUCGGUAUGACCUGGUUGUAUCCCGCUGAGAUCGUCCCGCUUCGUAUCCGAGCCCCUACCAACGCCCUCUCGACGUCCGCGAACUGGAUCUUCAACUUCAUGGUCGUCAUGAUCACGCCCGUCGCAUUCACAAACAUCGCCCACCACACCUACACCAUCUUCGCUGUUAUCAACGCCUUCAUGUUCCCCGUCGUGUACUUCUGCUUCCCCGAAACCCGCUACCGCUCGCUCGAGGAGAUGGACACCAUUUUCAAAAAGUCAGACGGUAUCUGGAGCGCCGUGCAGCACUCUAUCAAGGAGCCGUACCGGUACGAUAAGCAUGGUCAGCUUAAACCUGAAUACCUUGAGGAGGCUAUCAGGCGUGAAAGCGCUCAUCGGCCUUAUGUGCACGAGGGCAAGUUUGAGAGUGAUGAUAGCACGAACGAGAGUAAUGAGCCUAAGGGGACGGAGGUGCGGUUGGAGUAG
Aspergillus mulundensis is the source of this 1659-nucleotide messenger RNA. Its product is annotated as sugar porter family MFS transporter. The transcript is spliced from 6 exons. Lineage: Eukaryota; Fungi; Ascomycota; Eurotiomycetes; Eurotiales; Aspergillaceae. Gene Ontology annotation, molecular function: carbohydrate:proton symporter activity. The record is from RefSeq and is a predicted model, not a curated record. The coding region runs from base 1 to 1659 and encodes 552 amino acids. Gene Ontology annotation, cellular component: membrane. Gene Ontology annotation, biological process: carbohydrate transport; transmembrane transport.